Molecule: messenger RNA, 408 nt
Organism: Mesocestoides corti
Lineage: Eukaryota; Metazoa; Platyhelminthes; Cestoda; Cyclophyllidea; Mesocestoididae
Source: the annotation of a GenBank genome assembly
AUGACACUCUGCAGGCAACGUACCGCACAACAACAGCCCGCGGAGCUCCUGUCCUCUCAGAGACUCUUCGAUGGGCCUCCAACAACCGCCCGAACUGCUGCCUACUACAUCUGCUUUGCGCUGCAGGGCGUCUGCAGUGGCACGGCGAUGACGCAGAUGAUCAUCGUGCUCUCCGAUUGGGUCGGUCCCGAGAGGCUGGCUAAAUCCUUGGCCAUAAUGAUGGUUAACCUUGGACUCCUCUACGUUCCCGCUCAAGCCCUAAUUGCUGGCACAGAAAGUGUGGCUAGUGCAUUCGGGAGGCCUAAUGAGGAAGGUGGCUUUGCAAACAGACGAGGGAGGGAAGACGGAACUGGUGGCGCUCUCUUCGAGCCCCCUAAACAUCACCUGAGAGGACAGGAGCUCCGCGGG